UAUGGGUUACUCAGAAGGGAGUCUUUUCUUAUAGUCUUGUUUAUGUUUUUAUUUUGUUCACGUAUUCGUUUAUUCGACUUGCGAGUUGACAUAAGUCAAUCUUUCUUUUAUCAGGGCCUUACACGUCGAUUUAAUAAAGUAAAUCCCUUGAUCUCCGUAGUUUUUUAUCGUCAGAGAAUGGGAAUGAAUCCAUAGCAGAGGAAACGAACGUUAUCCAGCUAACGUUAACUGUAACGCUAACCAAACAAACCUUAUUUUAACCACAUAUAAAAGAUAUUAACAUGGGUUCAAUACUUAGCCGGAGAAUUGCUGGAGUUGAAGAUAUCGAUAUUCAAGCCAAUUCGGCGUACAGAUACCCUCCAAAAUCAGGAAAUUAUUUUACCAGUCAUUUUUUCAUGGGAGGAGAAAAGUUUGACACUCCACAUCCCGAAGGAUACCUUUUCGGUGAAAAUAUGGAUCUAAAUUUCCUAGGCAACAGACCUGUACAGUUUCCCUAUGUGACCCCUGCACCGCAUGACCCUGUGAAGACACUGAGGAGUUUGGUGAACAUUAGGAAGGAUUCUUUACGACUCAUCAGGUAUAAGGAUGAUUCUGACAGCACCCACGAGGACACGGGAGAUCCCCGAGUUCUUUACAGUGUUGAGUUCUGCUUCGAUACUGAUGCCAGAGUGGCUAUUACACUGUACUGUCAGGCCUUUGAGGAGUUUGCAAAUGGGAUGGCAAUAUACACCCCCAAGAGUCCUUCUAUGGUGUCUGAAACGGUCCAUUAUAAAAGAGGUAUAAAUCAACAAUUUUCUCUGCCGUCCUUCAAGAUGGAUUUCACCAAAUGGAAACCUGAGGAGCUGAACUUUGAUCUGGACAGAGGUGUUUUCCCUUUGGUGGUCCAGGCAAUAGUGGAUGAUGGUGAUGUUACAGAUGUCACGGGUCAUGCACAUGUUCUCUUAGCAGCUUUUGAAAGGCACGUUGAUGGAAGUUUUUCAGUGAAACCCUUAAAACAGAAGCAAAUAGUGGAUCGUGUGAGCUAUCUGCUGCAGGAGAUUUACGGCAUUGAAAACAGGAACAAUCAGGACACAAAGUCCACAGAGGAUGAGAACAGUGACAACAGCAGCGAGUGUGUUGUCUGCUUAUCAGACAUGCGUGACACACUCAUUCUUCCCUGCAGGCACCUGUGUCUGUGCAAUGCCUGUGCUGACACACUGCGUUACCAGGCCAACAACUGCCCUAUCUGCAGACUCCCGUUCAGGGCCCUGCUCCAGAUCCGAGCUGUUAGGAAGAAGACAGCAGCCACUCUCUCCCCUGUCUCCUUCAGCCCAAUUCUGUCUCAGAGCUCUGACCAUACUGAACAUUCGAAUGCUGAUAAUAUCCCCCCUGGUUAUGAGCCCAUCUCCCUUCUGGAGGCCCUGAAUGGGGUGCAGCCUGUGUCCCCUACAAUCCCUUCAGCACCUCUGUAUGAGGAGAUCCAGUAUUCUGGAGACACAGGAGAUCCGCUCAACCUGACCAGCCGGCAGCAGGGUGGAGAUAGUGCGUCAAUUAAGAGCAAAGGAAGCAAAUCGCCUGAUGGGUCUGCACGUUCUCCAUCAUCACCCAUACAAGAGGAAGAAGAUGAAGAGAGGCUGUCAGAGCUCUCUGAUACCCAGUCUCGGGGUGUCCUACCCUGCAGUCUCACUCCCACUGAGGCAUCACUAGAUGGUGAGUCCGCCAAACCUGGCUUCCCAAAUUCAGGUUCAGAGAGCAGGUCGUUGGGUGUGUCAGUGAGUGAAAUCCUACAGGACUGCCACAGCGAGCGCAGCAGUCUGAGCCGUACAGAAAGUGACCCCUCAGCAGAUCUGGCCCUGCCUGCGUCUGAGUCAUGGUCUACUGCUGUAGAGGAAUGUUGACUCUGGGUCAUCUGGCUCCAUUGAAAGCCUGAAGAGUCAGAGCACCAGCGGCUCCAGUCAACCUCUGCUCUGCCUCCCCAGCACCCUGCACAUGGAAGAUGAACGUCUCACUCCAUAAUGACCAAGACACUUUCGUUCUACGUUCAAUCGAUUUCCAAUCCAGCAAAUUCAAUGUUUAAUGAUAGCUACAUUAUCUCCAGGGCAUAUUCAAGACUCAAAUCAAGAACCACAAUCAUAGUUAAGUCCCAUGCUGAAGUGUCCAAAACAUUUCUGUGUGAAGUAGACAACUGUAACAAACACUACAUGGAUAUUUAGCACAUUACCUUUAAGAAAACUUUAAAAAGAUGACAGAUUUAUAAGACUGAAAUACCGUUUACCUUGACAGUAUAGCGUCUAAAUGGUUUGAAUUGAUUUAUUUUCUUUGGUUUUAUGACUGUCCUGGGUGUUUUUAUCGUUUGUAUAAUCAGUAAAUGAACACUAAGUGCAUCAGAUUGCGGUCUGAUACAGACACUGUAUAAUCAUAUACUUAAGCAUAAAGUAAUCAUGUACUUCUGUAUCUUAUAUAUUUGUUUGUGCCUUACAGUAAUGUGUGGCUUUUCCUUCCUUCUUUCCCAUGAAACGUACAUAAUGGAAAACUGUAGCACUUCUUAAAGCUUUAAUGAGUAGUUUAUGGGAUUUGCCAUCAUUUACAACGACAUAUCUGAUGCUUUUUAGUGAAUUCACUGCUGCUUAUCUAUGUCGGGCACCUUAAAGUGUUGUAUAUUUGUACUUAGUUAAAUCCUUUUAUCAUAAAGUGUUGUGCCACUAA
Triplophysa dalaica is the source of this 2685-nucleotide messenger RNA. RefSeq names its product mahogunin, ring finger 1a (gene mgrn1a). Gene Ontology annotation, molecular function: ubiquitin protein ligase activity. NCBI's taxonomy places the organism in Eukaryota, Metazoa, Chordata, Actinopteri, Cypriniformes, Nemacheilidae. The record is from RefSeq and is a predicted model, not a curated record. Bases 282 to 1877 code for a protein of 531 amino acids. The transcript has 17 exons. Gene Ontology annotation, biological process: endosome to lysosome transport; negative regulation of G protein-coupled receptor signaling pathway; protein ubiquitination. Gene Ontology annotation, cellular component: nucleus; cytoplasm; plasma membrane.